This is a messenger RNA of Syngnathus acus (greater pipefish), 2148 nucleotides long. RefSeq names its product cryptochrome DASH (gene cry-dash). Gene Ontology annotation, molecular function: deoxyribodipyrimidine photo-lyase activity; FAD binding; damaged DNA binding. Gene Ontology annotation, biological process: photoreactive repair. The transcript has 14 exons. The record is from RefSeq and is a predicted model, not a curated record. The coding region runs from base 110 to 1816 and encodes 568 amino acids. Lineage: Eukaryota; Metazoa; Chordata; Actinopteri; Syngnathiformes; Syngnathidae.
UGACCAAUGUCAAUUGAUUUUAUAGAAACAUUAUGAAUGCAUAAAAUAAUUGGAGUUGCGGGAAGCAAAAAAAAAUUAUGAAAGUGUGUUACACAAACGCGACGCGCGUAUGACAACGUGCGUUUGUAUAACCGAACGUGACCGAGCCUCAACCAGAGCUUGUCCGCAGGAGACAACCGGUUGGGUUUUGACCGUUGUUUGUGUUUUGGAGCCCGUUCUUGUUGUUGUUCCAAUCGGUGGCUAUCGACGAGCAGUCAUGUCCACUUCCCGAACGAUAAUCUGUUUGUUAAGAAACGAUUUACGAAUCCACGACAACGAGGUGUUCUAUUUUGCUGAAAAACACGCUGACCACGUCGUGCCGUUGUACUGCUUCGAUCCCAGACACUAUGUGGGGACCUCCAAGUACAACCUGCCGAAGACGGGACCUUUUCGCCUGCGCUUCCUGCUGGAGAGCAUCCAAGAUCUCAGGAAGUCGCUGGUGAACAGGGGCAGCAACCUGGUAAUAAGACGGGGCAAGCCGGAAGAAGUCGUCGCCGACCUCAUCCAGCAACUGGGCUCUGUCAGCGCUGUCACUUUCCACCAAGAGGCAACAUCCGAAGAGCUGACUGUGGAGACAGGUGUAAAGGACGUGUGCGCACGCAUGAAGGUCCAAGUGCACACCUGCUGGGGCUCCACACUGUACCACCGAGACGAUUUGCCAUUCCCACACAUUUCCAGGCUUCCGGAUGUUUACACUCAGUUCAGGAAGGAAGUGGAAUCCAAGAGUCAGGUCAGACCUGAGUUGCCAACCCCGGACCGGCUGAAGCCUCUUCCCGGGGGGCUUCGAGAGGGAGACGUUCCCACUGCGGCGGACCUGCAGCAGACAGAGCCUUUGAAUGACCCUCGCUCGGCUUUUCCAUGCGCUGGCGGUGAAAGUCAGGCGCUGCGCAGACUUCAGCAUUAUUUUUGGGACACGGAUGCGGUCGCAAGCUAUAAGGAGACACGAAACGGCUUGGUGGGCGUGGACUAUUCCACCAAAUUUGCGCCCUGGCUGGCCAUGGGCUGCAUUUCACCAAGAUAUAUUUAUCAUCAGAUACGCCAAUACGAGAGGGAGCGAACGGCUAAUCAGAGCACGUACUGGGUUAUUUUUGAGCUCUUGUGGCGUGAUUACUUCAAGUUCGUCGCACUCAAAUAUGGAAAUCGUCUGUUUCAAGUCAAAGGGCUUCAGGACAAAAGCAUUCCUUGGAAGACGGACAUGACGCUUUUCAACGCAUGGAAAGAGGGACGUACGGGUGUGCCCUUCGUGGAUGCCAACAUGAGGGAGUUGGCCGUGACAGGCUUCAUGUCCAACAGAGGGCGCCAAAACGUGGCCAGCUUCCUCACCAAGGACCUGGGCCUUGACUGGAGGAUGGGAGCUGAAUACUUUGAAUACCUUUUGGUUGACCAUGACGUCUGCAGUAACUAUGGCAACUGGCUGUACAGCGCGGGCAUUGGAAAUGACCCCCGGGAGAACAGAAAGUUCAACAUGGUCAAGCAAGGACUCGACUAUGACAGUAAUGGCGACUAUGUGCGGCGAUGGCUUCCCGAGCUGCACAAAAUCCGGGGGGCUGAUGUGCACACGCCGUGGACCCUCAGCAAGGCGGCGCUAUCGCACGCCGACGUCACCCUAGGUGAGACCUACCCCACCCCUGUCGUGGUGGCGCCUGAAUGGAGCCGACACGUUGGAAAGAAACAGAACGGGCCGUACCCAAGAGGCAGAAAAGGCCCAUCCCACACCCCCAAACAGCACGGCGACAGAGGCGUCGAUUUCUAUUUCUCCAGAAGCAAAAACUUGUGAGCUUGGAUCCUUUCCAGCCGUUACAAUGCCAAGUUUGUUCGCCUUCUUCUGGUCAAAGUUAUGGUGCUAUUCAAAUUGGUUUCUUACAUUUAAAAUGGUGUUAUGAUGCAGGGGACUUGCCUUCAUUUGUUGUCUUUUUGUGUUUAAACCACAUAUUUCCGCAACACAUCUGUGAGGUCUGCGAUAACGGGAAAUGUGCUCAGGCGAGAGAAAAGGGGGCGGGAGAUGACUUGAGGAAAUACUCUUGUGAGAAGAAAACAAAACUCUUCUACAGCAACCAAAGCCACACACAGAAAGCGUGCGAAAAUGUUAGUGCUCAAGGGGCCAUGAGA